Aureobasidium pullulans EXF-150 is the source of this 699-nucleotide messenger RNA. RefSeq lists its product as uncharacterized. The coding region runs from base 1 to 699 and encodes 232 amino acids. The transcript is spliced from 2 exons. The record is from RefSeq and is a predicted model, not a curated record. Lineage: Eukaryota; Fungi; Ascomycota; Dothideomycetes; Dothideales; Saccotheciaceae.
AUGGUACUGGGUAUUUUGACUGCCAUCGCCGCGUGUCCUGCCAUCAUUGGAACUACAGAGGCAGUGCGUCAGGGCCAAAGACAGAACGCUCGGGAAAAACACCGAGGAUUGAAGACAAAUCUCGCCGUGGCAUGUUCGCGCGCUACAAAAGCUGGCCGUGAGAUUGAUGGAUGCGAGAUGGUGCUCAGCGAAAAUAAGUUAUAUCUCAACGUACCAUCUGAGGAGUUCCCAGACGGCCAUGUGGAGGACCACCCUUUCGCAGGCUACUUCCUGCCUUAUCCUGAUCAUAAUUGGGGACGACAGGGCGAGGGCAUGGUAUCCACGAUAUCAAAUGACCCGCCUCAACUGAAUUGGAUAUACGUGGAUCGCGAUACCUGCGAGGUCAAAUAUGGCAACCGGGUUGAAUCUGAGGAUCACAUCAUCGGACCCUGGGACGUGACCAAGAUGGACCGAAGAGUUAUAUUGAUGGGUUGGGAAGGGUUCACGGCGGUUGAAUACGGACCGGGAGAAUGGGCAUUGUACUUUGAUCUAGACGACAACGGAUUGCAGGGAGUGGUUCCCGACGAUAUGACGAGAGUGGAGAUCGAGUUGGUUCGCAGGGAGAGGAGGCAGGAAAGGACGUCGAAUGAGCCAGCAGAGGGAGCCGGAGUCGAUACCGACACUAAAGCUGAUUCCCCAGAAAACGAUGACGAUGCUUGA